This is a messenger RNA of Oryzias latipes (Japanese medaka), 5334 nucleotides long. The record is from RefSeq and is a predicted model, not a curated record. NCBI's taxonomy places the organism in Eukaryota, Metazoa, Chordata, Actinopteri, Beloniformes, Adrianichthyidae.
AUAAAAAACACAUUUUUGUUAUUUUCAGACAAACAGUUGCGUUGCAGGGAAAGUAAAGAGGUGCAGACGGUCUUCCUUCCCCUUGGAAACAUCAGUUCAAACUACAGCCUGCUUAUAACUGUGACUGUGGCAAAUGGCAGCGAAUCACUAAACACCACCUUCACAGUCCAGCUCAGAGAGGAGAUGGUGGACACAAUGGUCAACAUUAUCAAUGAAGCUCCUCCCAGCACUCCAAAAGAUGCUCAGGCUUUAGCUGAAGGACUGACCGCUUUAGCCUGGGAGAGAGCUGAACUCCGUGUGUCUGCUCAGAUAUCUGCUUCCUCACUGUUCGAGACCCUCAGCUUAUCUCUCAUGAACAUGAAUGUGAGCAGAACAGAGGACGGCAGAAACCAAGUGCUCGCAGCUGCCAGCACCAUUGUGGUGGGAAUAGACACCAUGCUGAACUAUUCUUUCAUGAAAAACGUUUCUGAUGCUCUUCUCAGUGCUUUAAGUAACAUCCAGAGUGCACUGCUGAAACUGAAGGAACCCAACGAGGGACCGACUCUGCUCAAAACAGUCCUCAUCAGAGUGCUGGUUAACAGGCCGUGUAGCCCCAGGUUUGAAGAAUAUUUCACUUUUUUUGUGAGAUGUUUAAAAAAUAAUUCUACUGUACUCUCUCUUUUCCGCAGAGUGACACCAGACAGCUUACUGGCUCAAAAUCUGAGUUUUGUCGAAAGCUCCCUGCCAAACUUUACUCUCCCAAAACUACCCACUAACCUGUUACCUUCAGAUGGACCAGUGGACAUAAGGAUGCUAAGUCUGGCUAAAAACCCAUUUUCUUGGAAUGAGAAGGGGAACAUCAGUGGCCUAAUAGGCUCUCUGUCCCUCUCGACUAAAGAUGGGUCUGGUAUCCCUGUGGAGAACUUAAGUGAGGACAUUGAGGUUGGUGUUAAGACAACAUCCAUGGUCACCCAGUGUCUCUGCAACCACCUCACUUUUUUUGGGAGCUCUUUCUUCGUCACUCCCAAUCUGGUGGACCCGUCGCAGACGGCUCAGCUCUUUGCAACGUUUACUGAGAAUCCAGUGGUCGUGUGCUUUGUGGGAGCUCUCUUUGUGACUUACCUGCUGGUGGUUGUGUGGGCGCGACGAAAAGACAUUCAAGACACAGCCAAGGUGAAGGUGACAGUUCUGCAUGACAACAACCCUAAGGAUGAGUACCGUUACCUUCUGUGUGUUCGCACAGGCCAUCGGAUCGGAGCCUCUACCUCCUCUCAGGUGAUAGUUACGCUUCUGGGUGUGGAGGGAAACAGCGAGCCGCACCACCUGACAGACCAGAGGAAACCUCUGUUCGAGCGAGGCGCCGUGGACAUGUUUCUGAUAACCACACCCUCUUUCCUGGGGGAGCUGCAGGGCAUCCGACUGUGGCACGACAACUCGGGGAGCCAUCCUGCUUGGUACGUGGCCAAUAUCAUGGUACAGGAUCUGCAGACUGAACAGAAAUGGAAUUUCUUGUGCAAUUCUUGGCUGGCAUUAGAUGUGGGUGAUUGCUGCAUCGAUAGAAUCUUUUUUGUUUCAACAGAAGAGGAGCUGAAGAGGUUUAGUAAUCUCUUCUUCAUGAAGACAACAAGGGAUUUCUGUGACGGACACCUCUGGUACUCUGUGGUCAGCCGACCAGCCGGCAGCAACUUCACCUGCGUGCAGAGAGUAUCCUGCUGCUUUUCCCUGCUGCUGUGCACCAUGCUGACCAGCAUCAUGUUCUACGGGAUCCCAACAGACCCGUCUGAGCAGGUCAUGGACCUGGGUCAUUUCGAGUUUACUUGGCAGCAAUUUAUGAUCGGAGUUCAGAGUUCCCUCAUCAUGUUCCCAAUAAACGUGCUCAUAGUUAGUAUCUUCAGAAACACUCGUCCACGAGAGAGUUCUUGUUGUGGGGGCAGAAAAAAGAAACCUAAAUCCAUUCCGAAGGAUGGCACUUUGGAGACAGUUUCCUCACAGGUGGACACAAAAGCUUCUUUGGACAUCAUCACUAAGGCAGAGAGCAGUGCUCAUUUGAAUCCUCCAUCAGUGGUGGAAGCAACUAAGAAGAAGAGCAACAAGAUGCAGCAUUUGUACAGGAAACUGUGUGACAUUGACAAAGAGCUUAGUUUGUUGGAUCCUUCCAGCUUCCAAAAGCCCAACAGUUACAGCCAGGCCUUGCAGCAAGUCCAAAGCAUGAAGGGUCUCAUUGAAGUUCAGCUGUUCCCACCAAGCCAUGCCAAAGAGGAUGAGCCAACCCAUAACAAGUUUCGCCCAGCAGAUGGCGCUGCAAUGAAUGGCGGAGGGAAAAAAAGUUUGUGCUGUCGUGGAAUGCUCCCCUGGUGGUUCGUCUUUGUCGGCUGGUUGCUGGUGAUAGCGACCAGUGUUGUGUCAGGAUAUUUUACAAUGCUGUACGGACUAAAAUUUGGGAAACAACGCUCCAUAAGCUGGUUGGUAUCGAUGAUUAUCUCCUUCUUCCAGAGUCUUCUUUUCAUUCAGCCUCUGAAGGUGAUAUGUCUCGCAGUCUUCUUUUCGUUGAUAAUAAGGAAAGUAGAGGAGGAAGACCUACAUAAUGUUGAAUUUGUUGAAGAAAUUCAAGGUGAGAAGAAGGAUCACGAUGCAAGCGGAUGGAAAAGCCUUCUCUAUGAACCCCCUCCUCCUGCGGCCAUUGAGAGGAUGAAGAGGAACAAGAUAAUGCAGCAGAAGGCUAACGCUCUGCUCAAAGAGAUACUGAUUUAUAUAGGCUUCUUGUGGAUGUUGCUGUUGGUGGCAUAUGGCCAGAGAGAUCCCAACGCCUUUUACCUGAACCAACACAUCAGGAAUAGCUUCACUGGGGAGGCCUCGGACAGCAUGAGUCUGCAGGAUGUGUUCACGUGGGCCAACACCACCCUGCUCAAAAACCUCUUUGGAGAGUAUCCAGGUUUUAUCACAGAUGGAAACUCCAAACUGGUGGGCGAUGCCAGAGUUCGUCAGGUGCGAGUGAAGGAGGACUCGUGUCAGAUUGCUGGGCUCAUGCUUCCGUUGGUGCCAGAAUGCAAUGCUCCGUACUCAUGGGACCUGGAGGAAAUGGGCUCCUACGAAACUGGCUGGAAUCGCACUGGCCGAGAAAAUUUUUCUGCAAGCACUCCAAGUCCCUGGAAGUACCAGACGCAGACUCAACUCAGGGGAAGACCAUUCUGGGGCAAAACAGCGCUCUACAGGGGAGGAGGCUUUGUGGUGGAGCUUGGCCCUGAUUUAUCAAAUGCAAGCAGCACACUUGAAUAUCUUUUUGAGAAUAAAUGGCUGGAUUUGUACACAAGAGCCAUCUUUGUUGAGUUCACUGUUUAUAAUGCAAAUGUGAACCUCUUCUGCAUCAUCACUCUGUUGAUGGAGACCACAGCAGUAGGAGUGUUUCAGUUCUACAGUGAGCUGCAAAGCAUCCGCCUUUACCAGUCGACCGGCGGUCUCUACGUCUUUGUCAUGGCUGCUGAGAUCAUUUAUUUACUUUUCAUCCUUUAUUACAUGUUCUUGCAGGCCAAAUUAAUGAGGCUGCAGCGGUGGGAUUAUUUUAAAAAUAAGUUUUAUCUUCUGGAGCUUAGUAUUAUUCUUCUCAGCAUGAGUGCUGUGGCCAUUUUCAUCAGGAGGACACUUCUUGGAAACCGAGAUGUGGCUUUUUACCAAACCCACAGAGACCAAUUUGCCAGUUUCUAUGACACGGCCACAGCCGACCUGCAGCUGCAGUAUCUCAUCGCGUUCCUGGUCCUCCUUGCCACGGUCAAAUGUUGGCACCUGCUCAGACUGAACCCCAAGAUGAACCUGAUCACAGCCGCCCUGCAGCGAGCCUGGAACGACAUCUCCGGUUUUCUUCUCAUUUUUGGGGUCUUGUUUGUGGCGUACUCCAUCACGAGCAACUUGAUUUACGGCUGGAAGCUUUCAUCCUAUAAGACCUUCACAGACUCUCUUCUGACCGUCAUCAGUUUGCAGGCAGGCAUCUUCAACUAUGAUGAGGUUUUGAAUGAUGACCCGGUGCUUGGUGGAUUACUCGUCGGUUCCUGCAUCGUCUUCAUGACAUUUGUGUUGCUUAACCUUCUCAUCUCCUUGGUUCUUGUGGCGCUGAAAACGGAGCAGUUAAACCACAAGCCCUCAGAAGAAGAAGAGGUUGUUGACCUCCUGCUGAGCAACAUCUUCAGUCUCUUUGGCAUCAGAUAUAAAGACACGGCGACUGACAGCAGCUGCUUGCCCCUUAAUAACACUACAGAUAGCUCCAAGUCCCAUUAACUGAACUUUUGUCAGAACUCUGACAGAAACAUCAAGAGAUAGAGCUCUGGCAUGUACUUCUUCAAAUUUCUAUGCAGUUAUAUAGCAUCUUUGUGCUCAUUUAUUUAGACAACGUGUGAGGAUCUGUCUUUGUUUAGGUUAUUUUGCCUCUAUGUAUUCAAUACAUCAAUACAUGUAUUUGCAUCACGAUGUUUAUUGUUCACACUUGCUCUGAGUGAACCAUCACACCUGAUGCUUGGAUGAACAGCUUAUUGUCAGUCAGGCUUUAUUCACACUGCAAGCUGAAAUGAACACAAUUGUAUUUUUUUCACCUUCUUGUUCAUAUCUAAAUCCUACACAAACUUAAAUUUUUCUCCUUCAAAUCCAGCCAGAACCAUACAAAAACUGCGAGGCUAAAUUGGUCAUGUUUCUUAUCUUUUGCAACAUGAUCUAAAGUCCGCUGAUGCGAUAGUCCUCAGUUUUUUGCCAGUGCUCGCCGGUUACCAUUAGUUGUUGUGGUAAGUUUACUGAUUUGCUGGACGCAACAAACUAAAUCUGUAAUUCUGCUAGUACAACACAUUUUCUCUGCCAGCAGGCGAUGAGAAAGUCAGUGGAAAAAAUACCCUAGUUUUUGUUCCCUCUCCAUUCUUUUGGUUUCUUAUUCAGUUGAUAUUAGCUCUGCUUUUUUCUGACGACUACCUUCAGCUCUUUUUUUGUUUUUUUGUUUUAUUAGCCACUCAUGUAUGUAGAAUAAAAAUACUAAUUUGACUGGCGUGCCUUGACAAAACUCAUUGAACUGUCUGUAAAUUAAUAUAAAGCAUAUUCUUUAUAAAUAUUGGGUUUGAAAGUCACCAAGGUGAUGUAUCUAAGAUCUGUUGCAUGUUAUUCCUUCAUGUCUACUGUGACUGUUCUUUUUCUUUUACUCAGAGACAAAGUAGUGAAUGGCAAUACAAAAGGAAGUUCUCUACAUUGUUACUGAUUUAGAUGUUCCACUUUAAUUAGAAAACACAUAUACAGCUCUGAUGGUACUUUUUGCUUCCUUUCUCAAAAUCACCAAGUUCUCUCUAAAAUGCAUCAAAGUACAUUUGAAUAAACUUUAAAAAGUGG